Messenger RNA from Bactrocera tryoni, 4253 nucleotides. RefSeq names its product protein SMG5 (gene Smg5). The record is from RefSeq and is a predicted model, not a curated record. NCBI's taxonomy places the organism in Eukaryota, Metazoa, Arthropoda, Insecta, Diptera, Tephritidae. Gene Ontology annotation, biological process: nuclear-transcribed mRNA catabolic process, nonsense-mediated decay. Gene Ontology annotation, molecular function: telomerase RNA binding; protein binding; telomeric repeat DNA binding. The transcript has 7 exons. The coding region runs from base 201 to 3923 and encodes 1240 amino acids. Gene Ontology annotation, cellular component: telomerase holoenzyme complex.
GAUGAAAAGCAAAAGUUUUUGGAAUUUGUAAAAACAGCAGCUGUGAGUGAUAAUUUUACGCCUUUAAAGCAAAAAUAAAAUAUAAAAACGAAAUAAUAUAGACAAAGAAAGAACAGAUAUAUAGUAGUGUUUGAAUCGAAAUUACAGAAAAAAGUUAAUAAGUAAAAUUAAAAGAUAUAAAAUUGAAAGAAGCUUCAAAUAUGGAGCAAAGUUUCAGUUCUGGGGGCUCGAAUGCUUCCGGAGAUAGUGUCGGAGGCUUUGGCCAGAAUACUACGAUAAAUAAUGCAAGUGCCAGCGAUAUUAUUUACAAUAAGAAUGUCACCCAAAACAGUGGUGGCAACGGAAACGGAUUAACACCUGAAGUGAAGGAGAUCUAUAGAUCUCUUUACAUUGUUGCCAAACAACUAGACGAUGAAAAGAAACACAUUAGCACCAUUUCUCAACUGUUUCAACAUGAUUUGGAAGAGAAACGUUCUCAGCUGGUUCAGCUUUGCAAAAAGAUUGUUUUUAAGGACUACCAAUCAGUGGGUAAGAAAGCUCGUGAAAUCAUGUGGCGCAAGGGAUAUUAUGAGUUUAUCGCUUACGUGAAGAAAAACUGGCACAAAGAAUUAAAAGACACCACCCAGAUCAGUACACAAGACAAUCUAUUAAAAGUGGAACGUUUUCUCUGCGCUGGAAUAUCAAAUUACAAACGAAUGGCAGCUCAAAUGGAAGAGAUAUAUGAUCUUGACUUGAAAUACUUAAUUGAUUUUAGUAUUAUUAGUGACGGAUAUUUGAGUGAAAUUGAUCAUAAGCAAACAGGCGAGAACAAUGGCGCAGGCGAUGUUAGUGCUGCACAUCCAGUGGAUAAAAGUUUAGAAGCAGUUUCAUUUGCUUUAGACACUAUACAUUCAUCACUGUUGAGUUUAGGCGAUUUGCACCGUUACUUUUUGGACUUUCGCAUUGACACGCGCCUAAAGGUAACUAAACAACAAGCUGCCAAAUAUUACUUUGAAGCAUUCAAACUGAAUCCGGCAAUUGGCAUGUCCCAGAAUCAAUUGGGUACACUCUACUAUGGCCAAAAUCACGAUUUGGAUUCCAUCUAUCAUUACUUAUACUCCUUGGUUAGCAUUGUACCAUUUGAGUUAAGUGAAAAUAAUGUGUGUAAGCUUUUUGCCUCUCAUGCCGAUUACCUGGAAAAAUUGGACCCAGAGAAGAUAGAAUUUAGUCUUCAAGAUUUCUACGCUCGCUUUUAUUUGAUUGUAGACAUAUUCUUCUUCGAUAAAGAAGUGCCCGAUUUCAAUUCUCUUUGUCACUGCGUACUUGUAGACUUGCGCAAAGUGCUCUGCUCUAAGGCAUUCACCAUUGAAGAAAGUUGCAUUUUCAAAAUUGUCUCGAUACUGUUUUUCUGCUUAUCUAAGCUAAAGAUGAUAAACUCCCAGAAGGUUUACUCGCUAAAUGCUUUCCUAGUAGCUGUGUGCUCCGAUCUAAUGGAUGCAUGCAUUGUAAAUUUGGAGCAAACAAUUUUGGCCAAAUCUGCGGAGAAUGAAGAAUUUCAUGAAAUGUACUCAGAUAAGUUUGAUGAGUUUAAUAUGGUAGUACGCAAAUCACGCAACGAAUAUAAAAAUUGGCUUGUUACUAUUGGCGAAGCUGACAAAAAAGAGAAGAAACUUAAUGCUAAAUUGUCGUUGAAAGAAUGCUCAUCUGAUUCGCGAGACAGUCAAAACUCAAAUGACGAAUAUGCCAUCAAAACUCAGGACAGUCAUAAGCACACCAAAAUUGAUGGUGGCACCGAAAAGAAUGCCGACCCCAUAUCUACGCGUUCGAGCGAUGAAGCGAAAGAGAGCGAUCUGAAGACACCGUUAUCGUGCAAGAGCAAGAAGAAAGGCAUGAAACUACGUCGUCGUAGACGCAAAAUUGCGCAGUCGGAUGAUAGCUCGUGUUAUGACACCGAAAGCGAUAUGGAUACCGACUUUAGCACAGACGAUGAGGACUACACCGAUUUAAGUUCAAAUUUUGAUACCGAUUUCAGUGACAUCGAAGCUGAACCCGUGGCUGAUGAACGCGAGGAGGCUGAUGAAGCAGACUUUGUCAAGCAGCCAACAAAAUCAGUAGCUCAGGAGCAAAAUGCGCCGCGUUUAACUUCGGCAGCGUCCAAGGAAAGCUUGACUUCCAAUGAAGGCGUCGGUCCGACUUUCUCCGACAAUGAAGACAUUGUUAUUGAGGAGGAGAAAAUUAUUUAUCCCGAUGAGCAACAGGCAACGCUAGCAAAACAACGCACCGAUUCACAGGAGGUUGAUAGCGAGGAAUUGCUGCGCUCUUUUGAGAUAUUGCAGAUGAAUGGUAGUGGCUCCCUCAACUUCAAGAAUACCGACAAUGAGGAAUCACUACCGGCGGUUUUAGAAAAUAAUGAGAAGCAUCAAACUGUCGAAGAUGUCAAUUUCAAUCCGGGAGAGCCGCCAAAGAAACUUGUUUAUCGCAACAAGUAUACAAAAAUUAAUCCGAAUAUAAUAAUUGAGUUUGCGCGCCACGAGCCAACCAUGCGUGCUUUGAAAAUUCUAUACGAUUGGUUACGCAUCAAUCAUGAAAUUCUCUUCGGUUGCUAUCACUCCAAUCCGGAAUUCAUACACAAGAUUAUGAAGCUGCUAAAUUACUGCAACAUCGACAUAUUUACACGUAAAGUGUACUUCGAACGUGAAUUCCUAACCACACCCAAUGUGCGCACUCCACUCGGCGAUUUAUUCGAUGUACGCGCCAAUGUGCCAUUGGCAGAAGAUUUCGUUUUCAAAAAUUUUGACAUUUUCCAAGGCACCCAACUGACUUUGGAUUGGGAGACAACCAUACGUGAACACGUCACACCCGAAGAGGAGUGUAUUCUGCGUAUUUUCAAAAUGGUGGAUUUCGGUUUCUUUAUUUGCAAGCAAAAGAAAUUCAAUUAUCGCUUCUGCGUAAAGAGUCGCCGCUUCACUGAGAAUGCCAAGAAAAAGCGUGAGGAGAAGAAAUCGUCCUCACGUCGUCGUGAGCGACGCACAGUGAAGAAUGCAACACGCAAGCGAGCCGAAGGACGCACACGCCGUUACUCGGACCGUAAGAAUGGCAUCGUCCGUAAGAGUUACACCAGCAAUGAGGAAAAAGAUACUGUUGAGGAAUGCAAGAAAAUGCCGCGCAAAGGAUAUUUGCGUAAUCGUAAUAUUGAAAAGUCGGUGACAUGCAAUAACUUCGGCGGUGCUGGUGGUGGCGGUGGUGGGGGCACAUCCGCUUCCACGACCACCAACAGCGCGAUGUGCGAUAAAGUUUUACUACAAUCCAGCAGUGGCGCUGACGAAGAACGCUCAGAGGCUAUGUCGAAGAAAUGUGAGAUGAUGGGCAAGCUGUGGCUCAAGAACGAAGUCGAAACACUUGAGGAAGAGUUAAGAAAAAAUCCAUUGAACAUCAUCAUGACGCCAUUUCUAGUUGUUGACGCUAAAGCUUUGACUGAAUAUAACGGCAUAGUUAAAAAUCUGGUGAAAACUAAGAAGUUUAUUGUGCUCAUACCGAAUGCAGUUUUGAACGAGUUGGACGAUCUGAAGAAACGGAGUGAAAAUGCACGUAAUGUCAUACGUUGGCUGGAGCAGGAGUUUAAGCAUGGAAAUAGACAUUUGCGCGCACAGCGUGAUAAUGAGAACUUGACCCUUUCCUUGUUGAAAAUACCCCGAAAACUGGAUCGCGACGCUAGCGUAUUCUUGCAAAUUGCACAGUUUUGCAAUCAUCUUGUUGCCAAUCAUUCGGAUCCCAAAUCUGCCGAAUUCCAAAGCAAUGUCAUCACAUAUUUGUCUGGCGAUUCGCUGCAUGAGAAACAACGCAAUCAAACAAACUUUAGUUUUACUGGCAUCUUGGACACUAUACCCGUGCGUUACGAGCAGAUCUCUAAUUUCUAUUCGAAAUUCAAGGCGAACAAAAAAUGAACCCAUACACGCUGCAGGAGCAACGCCUGCGUGGAGCGUUUUGUGUGAACUCAAGAUCAUAAAAACUAAUGAAGAGAUGAGGAUGAUUAGGGAAGAUAAAGAAUAAGAAGAGCUUACGAAGGAUUAAGGAUCUAUGAAAACGAAAAACAAAAUCAAAUCAAUUCAAACCAAACCAACAAAAACAACACAGAUAAAUUCCAGAACGUGAAUGAUGAGUGAAUUUAUUGAACGCAAUAACAACAAGGGCGGCGGCAGCCAUAGAGGCUACAACAGCGUUAGCAGUAGUAGCAGCAGUGCGGCAGCAUCAGCAGCAAAAAAUAAAAAAAAAAA